UGAGACAAAUUACAUCAGGCCUUGAGCAACUUUGCCUUUUCUUCAUAAAGUGAACAAAGAAUGUCAAAAACAUGUGAGUGCAUGCUGCAACCUUUGGUUUGAUGUCUCCAGACCUGUGUGGGAAAGACGCAAGCUGUUGAAACACUCACAUCACCUUAAGCAAGGUCGUGGUUUGGACACAUGACCUGGCACAUUAAGCCAUAAAAGCCUGUUUUUGGCCCUGCCACUUUCACACUGCUGGUCAGGAUGAGGGGGCUGCUCGCAUUCGCCGCGCUGUUUGUGGCCGUUCUCGGCAAGGAAACGUUUGAGGGGCAUCAAGUGCUGCGCAUUAUUCCAAGGGAUGAUGUCCAGCUGUCUCUCAUCAAGGACCUGGAAGACAGGAUCGAGUUCGAGCUGGACUUCUGGAUGGGUGUGACUACAGUGGCCGCUCCUGUGGACGUGAGAGUUCCCUUCCACAGCCUGCAGUCCAUCAAAAUUUACCUGGAGACUCAGGACAUCGAGUACUCCAUCAUGAUUGAAGACCUGCAGAUGAUGCUGGAUGAGGAGCAGGAGGAGAUGGACUCUGCUGCUCGUGUCGCUGAGGCCAGGAACACCGACAACUUUGACUUCUCCACGUACCACACCCUCUCCGAGAUCUACAGCUUCCAGGACAUGCUGGUGGCUGAGAAUCCCACCCUGGUCAGCAAGAUGGUGAUUGGUCAGAGCUACGAGGGCCGUCCCCUGAAUGUGCUCAAGUUCAGCACUGGUGGAACCAACCGUCCCGCCAUCUGGAUCGACACUGGAAUCCACUCCAGAGAGUGGGUCACUCAGGCCAGCGGCACCUGGUUUGCCAAAAAGAUUGUGACUGAUUAUGGAACUGACCCUGCUUUGACCGCCAUCCUCAAUGAGAUGGACAUCUACCUGGAGAUUGUGACCAACCCUGAUGGCUUCUUCUACACCCAUAACAGCAAUAGAAUGUGGCGUAAGACCAGGAAGCCCAACCCCGGCUCCAGCUGUGUUGGAGUCGAUCCUAACAGGAACUGGGAUGCUGGUUUUGGAGGACCUGGUGCCAGCAACAGGCCCUGCUCAGAGACCUACCAUGGGCCCAGGGCUCACUCUGAGUCUGAGGUCAAGUCCAUUGUGGACUUUGUGAAGUCCCAUGGCAACUUCAAGGCCUUCAUCUCCAUCCAUUCCUACUCCCAGAUGCUCCUGUAUCCUUAUGGCUACACCAGGACUCCAGUCAAGGACCAGCCUGAGCUGCACGCUCUGGCCAAGAAGGCUAUCACUGACCUGGCUUCCCUGUAUGGUACUUCGUACAGAUACGGCAGCAUCAUCAGCACUAUCUACCAAGCCAGUGGCGGCACCAUUGACUGGACCUACAACCAGGGCAUCAAGUACUCUUACACCUUUGAGCUGAGGGAUACCGGUCGGUACGGCUUCCUCCUGCCAGCCAACCAGAUCAUCCCCACCGCCAAGGAGACUUGGCUGGCUCUGAUGGCCAUCAUGGAUCACACCUUCAAAAACCCAUACUAAAGACAUGUGUGUGUGUAAGUGGAGAAGCCCUUGCUGGCAAAUGUCACUUUUAAAAAUGUCACCUUCAAGACUAAUAUUAUCACCAUCGUCAUCCUCAUCAUACACCAUGACUCGUUGGAUAGUAUGAAAACCACAAACAGAUAAAUAAAUGAACACACUGGAAAA
Toxotes jaculatrix (banded archerfish) is the source of this 1677-nucleotide messenger RNA. RefSeq names its product carboxypeptidase A5 (gene cpa5). NCBI's taxonomy places the organism in Eukaryota, Metazoa, Chordata, Actinopteri, Toxotidae. Gene Ontology annotation, molecular function: metallocarboxypeptidase activity; zinc ion binding. The transcript is spliced from 11 exons. The record is from RefSeq and is a predicted model, not a curated record. Gene Ontology annotation, biological process: proteolysis. Bases 247 to 1512 code for a protein of 421 amino acids.